Molecule: messenger RNA, 2853 nt
Organism: Fragaria vesca subsp. vesca
Lineage: Eukaryota; Viridiplantae; Streptophyta; Magnoliopsida; Rosales; Rosaceae
Product: probable S-acyltransferase At4g15080-like
Exons: 10
Coding region: 307-2547 (746 amino acids)
Biological process (GO): protein targeting to membrane; peptidyl-L-cysteine S-palmitoylation
Cellular component (GO): Golgi apparatus; endoplasmic reticulum
Molecular function (GO): protein-cysteine S-palmitoyltransferase activity
Source: RefSeq, a predicted model, not a curated record
CUCGCCCUCUCUCUCUCUUCUUGACCACUCUCAACUGGGUCUCUCCCCAUUUUCAUAUAUUUACAACCCCAAAAUUCCAAAUGGGUUCCUCUUCAUUUUCUGCUCUGGGUUUAAUCCAUGGAUGUGUUUAGCAAUUAACCCUUAAAGUGAUUGCUGCUUUCUUUUUGGGCUUUUGGGUUUCAUAAAGGGUGCCACACUCUCCCAAAAGCUAAUUGCUUUUUGUGGUUUUGACAAUUUAGGACUGAGGUCAAGGUCUGGGAGUGUGUUUAGGGUUUUUGUGGGUUUUGGUUUGUGGAUUGAUUAGUUAUGGUGAGGAAGCAUGGAUGGCAAUUGCCUGCUCACACCUUUCAGGUUGUCGCAAUUACUGUAUUUUGCUUGUUAGUGGUCGCAUUCUAUGCUUUCUUUGCUCCUUUCCUUGGAGGCCGCAUCUGGGAAUAUGUUCUGAUUGGAAGUUACUCUCCGGUGGCACUUCUUGUCUUUAUUCUCUAUGUACGAUGUACUGCAAUAAACCCUGCAGAUCCUGGAAUCAUGUCCAGGUUUUACAAUGGGGCAAUCAAUAAUUUUAAUGCACAUCAUGGGAUAUCAGCAAAAGACCUGCCAAGAAAAUUUGAUGACGGUGCAACUGGGGCCUCCUCACCAUCAUCAGUUUCCAAAAGUUCAAUAGCAGGAGCUAACUCUAGUAGGAAAGGCUCAGUAGGAGAACUAGGAGGUGUAAAUUAUCCAGCAGAACCAACAGCCAGUAGUGUUGGAGGAGUGGGUAUCUUAUGUGCCUUGUUUGUACAUCAAGAUUGCCGCAAACAACAGGAAGGGGCAGCAGAGCAUCAGGGUGGUGAAGGUGGUGAAGAGGCUUUGUUCUGUACAUUGUGCAAUUCUGAGGUUCGCAAGUUCAGCAAACACUGUAGAAGUUGUGAUAAGUGUGUUGACGGUUUUGAUCACCACUGUCGGUGGCUUAACAAUUGUGUGGGGCACAAAAAUUAUGUGACUUUUAUCAGCCUGAUGGCCAUCAGUCUUCUUUGGCUUGCCAUUGAAGCUGGAGUUGGUAUUGCUGUACUAGUGCGCUGCUUUGUUAACAAGAGAAGCAUGGAGGCAGAAAUUAUUGAUAGACUUGGAAAUGGUUUCACUAGAGCGCCAUUUGCAACAGUUGUGGCUAUUUGUACUGCAGUUUCUGUUCUGGCAUGUGUACCCCUCAGUGAACUGUUUUUCUUCCACAUGAUAUUAAUCAGGAAGGGUAUUACUACCUACGAAUAUGUUGUGGCAAUGAGAGCAAUGAGUGAGGUACCCGGAGGAGACGUGGAUGAGGCUAUCAAUAAUAUCAUGUACUCACCAACUGGAUCAGCUACAACUGGCUUGAGUGGUGGAAGUUCUUUAGGUCUGCAAUACAAGGGUGCAUGGUGUACACCUCCAAGAGUCUUUGUGGAUUAUCAGGAUGAAGUUGUACCACAUUUGGAGCCUGGAAUGGUCCCAUCAACUAUUGAUCCAGAUGCCGCUGGAACUACAGAAAGAGAGCACAAAGCUCCUAAAAGGCCUGUUCGUAUUAGUGCUUGGAAGCUUGCAAAGCUAGACUCUAGUGAGGCCAUGAGAGCAGCGGCGAAAGCCAGGGCUUCAUCCUCAGUUCUACGACCACUUGAUAAACCUGAUCAUGAGCGUAGCUCAAGUGGCAAUAUGAGUGUGAGGAGUAGUGUAAGCACUGAUACAGGGACAAAUAGAGAGAUGAAGAAUGAUCUGAGGUUGUCAAGAAACUCUUAUGCGCCAAGUCAAGGUAGCCGAGACGAGUAUGAAACUGGAACUCAAAGCAUAAGUAGCUUCAGCAGUCCAAGCCAUAUUCAUGAAGCGGUCACACUUAGCCCUCUACCACAGGGUCAAGGUCUCGGUCCUCUGGGACGUUUCAGUGCAGCCACUUCAGUUCCCAGCUUAGUUCCUGAACGUCCAUUACCUCCCAGGACAUCAUUCCCCAAUGUCAGUCAGACAAUGUCACAGCCCUUGGGAUUUGAUGAAAAGAUAAUACAGAAGUGUAGCACUGAUCCUUUGAUGCUUUCUGGUCCACCUACUUCUCUUCUCAGAGAUGUUAGAAGGACAUCAGUUGUUUGGGACCAAGAAGCCGGAAGAUAUGUGUCAGUUCCUGUAUCAGCUUCUGAAGCUCGAAACAACAGGUUAUCUGUUCCAGGAUUAUCAAAUCCCAAUGCAGAAACAAGCAAUUAUAGUAGAAGGCCAGUUAUUCCGCCACAGGAGGCUUCAUCUUCCGCAGCGAAGCCUCCAGUGCAACAUACAGAGAAACUGAUGUAUACGGGAGACUCCAUAUUCUUUGGUGGUCCACUUUUAAGUGCACCAGUUAGGGAUAAUAUGAGAAAUGAAAGGGGUCCGGGUUCAAGAGAGGGCCAAGACAGGACAGCACUGAACUUGCCUAGGGAGUCUAGAUUCAGACGUGAUUCUGCGUCAAACCAGCUUCCUGUGUUUGUCCCAGGGGGAUUUGAGCAAAACCCUUCUUUUGGGUCCGGGCACAGUGGAGGAGUAGGCAAGUUUGAAACCGCCGAUGAGAGCUACAGUUGAUUACAGUUGAUCCCUGCUUGGCUGCGUGAAAAUGCUGUUAACAAGUCCCUCACAGGGUUCAAGCCAUUCCUUCAAUGGAAUUCUGAGUUAACACACCGGCUUUAGCUGAGGUUUGUAAAUGAGGCAACUUAGAGGUGGUUCUUGCGCUUUCUUGACAUUGUAGCCUAUAGUCUAGCACAGCUCCGUUAUGCAUUGAAAAUUUUCUGUUAUCUCAGUAGUAGUCUUACCACUAUUCAGCUGGACAACAUGUGGAUGUAAUUUCUUAGAUUCAUUCCAUUCACUUUUGAUUUUAAUUAUUUUACUUGC